AUGAAGGCAACUGACACCGCUCUAGCUCGAUUCUAUGAUCUGCUGAAAAUCCAUAAAGCAAUUGUCCCACUUCGGCCAAUCGUUGCUCUAAAAGGCAGCCCCACCUACAAUUUGGCAAAGUGGAUGUAUUCAAAACUAAAGUUCCUCCAAGACAAUUCGACCACCUCAGUUCGAUCAACCUCUCAAUUCCUCAUAAACCUCCGGGGUCGGAGGAUUCAGUCGGACGAAAUCAUGGUCUCCUUCGAUGUGACGUCGUUAUUCACAUCUAUCCCACCAAAAUUGACCCGCGAAGUUCUGCGCAAGAUACUUGACGAGGAGUACGAUGAGACUCAGAAUGCAUUCAAAAUUGAACACCUGAUGAAGCUGUUCGAAUUCUGCCAAAAAACGUUUUUCGCUUUUGCGGGAGAGACCUAUGAACAAAUCAAGGGUACCCCAAUGGGCUCACCGGUUUCCGGUUUAGAUGCAGAACUGGUCCUACAGGAGUUAGAAAGGAUCUCCUUCACCCAAAAUAAACCGGUGUUUUGGCGCCGUUACGUAGAAGACACGUUCGUCAUCGUAAAGGAGGACAUGCUGCAACAUUUCCAUAGCCUGCUCAACGCAAUAUUCCCUGAUAUAAAAUUCACGAAGGAAGAAGAACAGGAACAGUAG
Molecule: messenger RNA, 648 nt
Organism: Spirometra erinaceieuropaei
Lineage: Eukaryota; Metazoa; Platyhelminthes; Cestoda; Diphyllobothriidea; Diphyllobothriidae
Source: the annotation of a GenBank genome assembly